AUGUCACAGGAAGAAUAUACUAAGCAUAGUUCUUUAGGAUCACAACAAAAUUGUCCGCCUUCUGGACCUGGAAAUCCAAAAACAGCGGUGAUUCAAGCACAAAUACAAGAUACUGUUGGCAUUAUGAGAGAAAAUAUUAACAAGGUUGCACAACGAGGAGAACGACUUGAUUCUUUACAAGAUAAAACAGAAAGCCUUGCAACCUCUGCACAAGGAUUUCGUCGUGGGGCAAAUCGCGUGAGGAAGCAGAUGUGGUGGAAAGAUGUUAAAAUGCAUAUAUGUCUUAUUGCUGGUAUGUUUUUUCUAUUAGAUAGACUAUUAUAA
Molecule: messenger RNA, 324 nt
Organism: Pneumocystis jirovecii RU7
Lineage: Eukaryota; Fungi; Ascomycota; Pneumocystomycetes; Pneumocystales; Pneumocystaceae
Exons: 4
Coding region: 1-324 (107 amino acids)
Biological process (GO): vesicle fusion; vesicle-mediated transport
Cellular component (GO): plasma membrane; SNARE complex
Molecular function (GO): SNAP receptor activity; syntaxin binding
Source: RefSeq, a predicted model, not a curated record